GUGUCGGCUUCAACCAAACACGACCUUAUCAUCCUAAAACUCUCUCGCUCUCUCUCUCUCUCUUCCUCCUCCGAUCUCGCUCGGUCUUCUUCUUCUCACAAACCCUAAUUUAGCUCUUUUUCCAGCACGGGCUCUUCUCCGCCGUCAGAGUAAAGCUUCAGUUGUUGGAGGAUAUUUGGUUUGUUCUUGCUAUGGCUCUCUCGUCAUCAAGUCAUCCCUCAGGAACUUCCCGUCCAGGGACAAGUGAUGCUUUGUUUAAGGAGCUAUGGCAUGCUUGUGCCGGACCCCUUGUCACCCUGCCACGUGAAGGGGAGCGAGUUUAUUACUUCCCACAGGGGCACAUGGAACAGCUAGAGGCGUCAAUGCAUCAGAUGUCGGAGCAGCAAAUGCCUUCAUUUAAUCUGCCAUCCAAAAUUUUAUGUAAAGUUGUUAAUGUUCAGCUUCGGGCUGAACCAGAAACUGACGAAGUUUAUGCGCAAGUUACUCUGCUACCAGAAACUGAUCAAAGCGAGGUAACAAGCCCAGAUCCUCCUCUCCAUGAAACUGCACGAUGUACAGUCCAUUCAUUUUGCAAGACACUUACUGCUUCUGACACUAGCACACAUGGAGGAUUCUCUGUCCUUCGGAGGCAUGCUGAUGAUUGUCUGCCACCACUGGAUAUGUCUCAGCAGCCCCCUUGGCAAGAACUAGUUGCAACUGAUCUGCAUGGAAAUGAAUGGCAUUUUCGGCAUAUAUUUCGAGGGCAACCUAGGCGUCACUUGCUUACAACUGGGUGGAGCGUUUUUGUCAGUUCCAAAAAAUUAGUAGCUGGUGACGCGUUUAUAUUCCUAAGAGGUGAGACUGGAGAGCUGCGUGUUGGUGUCAGGAGACUCAUGAGACAGGCAAGCAAUAUGCCGUCUUCUGUUAUUUCUAGCCACAGUAUGCAUCUUGGGGUCCUAGCUACUGCAUCUCAUGCCAUUGCAACUGGGACACUAUUUUCGGUCUUCUACAAGCCAAGAACAAGUCGAUCUGAGUUCCUUGUAAGCAUCAACAAGUACCUUGAAGCUCGCAGUCAUAAACUUUCUGUCGGUAUGAGGUUUAAAAUGAGAUUUGAGGGUGAGGAAGUUCCUGAAAGAAGGUUCAGUGGCACAAUUGUUGGUGUCGGAGAUAAUACAUCACCUGGAUGGUCAAAUUCUGAGUGGCGAUCACUAAAGGUCCAGUGGGAUGAACCCUCAUCUAUACUGCGGCCUGAUAGAGUCUCACCUUGGGAAUUGGAGCCACUCGUAGCGACUACUCCACAAAACCCCCAACCUGCCCUGAGAAACAAGCGGGCCCGAGCUCCUGUUUUACCUUCUUCAUUGCCAGAUCUCUCUGCAAUGGGUGAGUGGAAAUCCCAAAUAGAACCUCCUUCCACUUUCUCUUAUAAUGACCCACAGCGUGGUCGAGACCUCUAUCCAUCACCCAAGUAUAGUACCGCUUCGAAAGCCACCAAUUCUCUAUGUUUUACGGGCAAUAAUUCUCUAGCCACUGUUUCUGGGAAUCCAAUGUUUUGGUCCAAUCGAGUUGAAGGUGUAACAGAGUCUUUUUCACCCGUUAUGAAAGAUUCAGUGGAAAGGAGACAAAACACUGGGAAUGGCUAUAGGCUAUUUGGAAUUCAGUUGCUUGACAACUCUAAUGCAGAAGAGACUUCACCCAUGGUAGUGCCUGGAAAGCUCGGGGAUGUUCAACUAAUUUCUUCAUUUGAUGCUGAAUCUGACCAACACUCAGAACCAUCAAAUAUCAACCGAUCUGACCUUCCUUCAGGAAGUUGUGACGCUGAGAAAUCAUCCCUCAGAUCACCUCAGGAAUUGCAAAGUAGGCAAAUUCGGAGUUGCACAAAGGUUCAUAUGCAAGGGAUUGCAGUUGGAAGAGCCGUAGAUUUGACUCGGUUUGAGGGAUAUGAAGACCUGCUUAAGAAACUGGAAGAGAUGUUUGAUAUUGAAGGUGAGCUGAGUGGAUCUACCAAGAAAUGGCAAGUUGUCUACACUGAUGAUGAGGAUGACAUGAUGAUGGUUGGGGAUGAUCCAUGGAAUGAGUUCUGCCGAAUGGUAAGGAAGAUUUUUAUCUAUACAGCUGAGGAAGUGAAGAGGUUGUCCCCCAAGAUAAAACUUCCAGUAGGUGGAGAGGCUAAACAAGGCAAGCCCGAUUGUGAAGCAGCUAUUAACACGGAAGACCACUCAUCUAUCGUGGAGCCGGCAUAUUAAUAUAUGCCAGCACAGAGCUAGCUAUAUGAAGAGCAUGGAAAGGAAGAAUUACCAGAAGAAACUGAAAUCAAAAGAAUAGAACAUGGCUCACCUGAGAAUGUCUGCUCGGAUGAUGCUUUUAUAAACAAGGUAGUCAACCAGGAUAACUGGUACAGUUUUCCAACAUGUUGAAAUGGAGGGAGUGCAAUUUGCAGUGGCAAGCAGCGUACUGUUGUUUUUCUUGUGAAAUAGUCUAGUUUAGUGUAUCCACGAGGAUCUCAUGGUGGUUGGUUCAAAGGGCGCGUGUAGCUACCAAAGUUUUUCCUGGCAUUCCUGCUGUGUAUGAAAUGUGCGAUAAUGUUCUUCAUCCUUUGAUGUUGUACUUUUGUUCGAAAUCAAAGACAAGGUGUAUUGAGCCGUCGUACAUAAAUAUAUAGCCUUCUUUCUCUUGCUUACA
Argentina anserina (silverweed cinquefoil) is the source of this 2658-nucleotide messenger RNA. RefSeq names its product auxin response factor 1. Gene Ontology annotation, molecular function: DNA binding; protein binding. Gene Ontology annotation, biological process: regulation of DNA-templated transcription; response to hormone. Gene Ontology annotation, cellular component: nucleus. Bases 192 to 2222 code for a protein of 676 amino acids. The transcript has 15 exons. NCBI's taxonomy places the organism in Eukaryota, Viridiplantae, Streptophyta, Magnoliopsida, Rosales, Rosaceae. The record is from RefSeq and is a predicted model, not a curated record.